AUGCUGGAUCUGAAGGAGUUUUGGGGACGGAGGGAGUUGCUGGUCUCGAUGGGUCCAAUGGGAAUAAAGGGACCUGUGGGGCCUUCUGGACUAAAAGGCUUUUCUGGGGAUAAGGGAAACACUGGACCUCCUGGACAGAAAGGGCCAAAGGGAGAUGAAGGUGAAAGAGGCAACCGAGGGCCACAGCGAGGAAAAGGGCCCCCAGGGAAACAGGGAUCUCUGGGAAUACUUGGGGUCAGUGGAAGAGCCGGAGUGUCGGGGCUGAAGGGUGAGCUCGGGACCAGAGGUUCUUCAGGGAGACCCGGACAGUUCGGACCGGGAGGAAACACGGGGUCAUCGGGGGUCAAAGGCCAGAAGGGGCUCCGGGGACACAAUGGUCCACCUGGCAGAUUAGGCCCCCCUGGAAGAAUUGGACCAUCGACACCAGGUUUGCCCGGCAACAGAGGAGCUGAUGGAAAGAGUGGAAACCCUGGAGCAAAGGGCGGUCACGGUGAGACGGGGAGACUCGGUGUUCACGGCUUCAGAGGAGAAAUGGGCGUUAGAGGUCAUAAAGGGGCAAAAGGAGAGCCUGGUACGAGAGGAAAAAUGGGCCUCAGUGGUCUGGAUGGGUUACUCGGGGUUGAAGGAAAUCCUGGAGAUCCAGUAGGUUAA
This is a messenger RNA of Trematomus bernacchii (emerald rockcod), 651 nucleotides long. RefSeq names its product collagen alpha-2(VI) chain-like. The coding region runs from base 1 to 651 and encodes 216 amino acids. The record is from RefSeq and is a predicted model, not a curated record. Lineage: Eukaryota; Metazoa; Chordata; Actinopteri; Perciformes; Nototheniidae. The transcript is spliced from 11 exons.